Molecule: messenger RNA, 2607 nt
Organism: Gastrolobium bilobum
Lineage: Eukaryota; Viridiplantae; Streptophyta; Magnoliopsida; Fabales; Fabaceae
Product: cysteine-rich receptor-like protein kinase 2
Exons: 8
Coding region: 320-2272 (650 amino acids)
Biological process (GO): protein phosphorylation
Molecular function (GO): ATP binding; protein kinase activity
Source: RefSeq, a predicted model, not a curated record
AUUUUCCGCUCAAUUGAACGCACGAUAUUGUUACCGCGUAACUGUUCUCUACUCUACGCUCACUCUCACACUCUCUCCCCUUCACUCGUCAAAGUUUCAACUUUGGAGUUGCUACCCUACCACAAUAUCCGUGUUUGACUCGUUGCAUGAGUUAUGAUCUCUAUCUUCUUAACUAGCUAGCUACAAAUAAAAUAUUCAUCUCAAUUUCAAUUCUCACACACAACUUGAGUUCAAUCAAGUCUGAGUGUUUCUACGCAGAGCAGAGUUCCUUGCCAGCAACCUACCAGAGAAAGUGAUUCAGAUCGGAUCAAUCCCAAAAAUGAAGAAAAUAGUCCCUCUCAUCUCUUUUCAAUACCUCUUUUUCCUUCUCACCAAGUUUCUAUCACUAUCAGAAACUGUAAUGGCAGAACCAAGGGCCAAGACAGUCCUAAUAACAUGUGGACAGCAACUAGAGCACAACACCUCUAUCUUUGUUCCAAAUUUUGUUGCAACUAUGGAGAACAUCAGUGAACAGAUGCGCAGUACUGGCUUUGGCACAGCAGUUACAGGCACAGGACCUGAUACCAACUAUGGCCUGGCUCAGUGCUAUGGAGAUCUUUCAUUACUUGACUGUGUGUUAUGUUAUGCUGAGGCACGCACGGUUCUUCCACAGUGCUUCCCUUAUAAUGCUGGUCGCAUUUACUUAGAUGGUUGCUUCAUGAGAGCUGGGAACUAUAGUUUCUUUAAUGAGUAUAAAGGACCAGAAGACAGAGCUUUAUGUGGGAACUCAACUAAGAAGAACUCAAGCUUUCAAGCAGCAGCAAAGCAUGCUGUUUUAAGAGCAGUUCAAGAUGCACCCAACAACAAAGGCUAUGCUAGAGGGAAGGUUGCUGUAUCAGGAACUGCAAACGAGUCUGCUUAUGUUCUGGCUGAUUGUUGGAGGAGUUUGGACACAAGCUCUUGCAAAGCGUGUCUUGAGAAUGCAUCUUCUUCCAUAUUGGGGUGCUUGCCUUGGUCAGAAGGGCGAGCACUCAACACCGGGUGCUUCAUGAGGUACUCAGACACAGAUUUUCUUAACAAGGAACUGGGAAAUGGGAGUUCAAGAGGUAAUGUAGUAGUGAUAGUUGUUGCAGUAGUCAGUUCGGUGAUUGUUUCGGUGGUUGGAGUAGUUAUUGGGGUUUAUAUAUGGAAACAGAGAUACAUUCAAAAGAAACGAAGAGAUUCAAAUGAUACAGAAAAGUUAGCAAAGACUCUUCAGCACAAUAGCUUGAACUUCAAGUACUCUACAUUGGAAAGGGCUACUGGAUCUUUUCAUGACAAUAACAAGUUAGGACAAGGAGGAUUUGGAACAGUUUACAAAGGAGUUCUAGCUGAUGGAAGAGAGAUUGCUAUCAAGAGGUUAUAUUUCAACAACAGACAUAGAGCAGCAGAUUUCUACAACGAAGUCAACAUAAUUAGUAGUGUGGAACACAAGAAUCUGGUCAGACUGUUAGGAUGCAGUUGUUCAGGACCUGAAAGCCUUCUUGUAUAUGAAUUUCUGCCCAACAAAAGUCUUGAUCGCUUCAUUUUUGAUAAAACAAAGGGCAAGGAACUGAACUGGGAAAAGAGAUAUGAAAUUAUCAUCGGCACAGCUGAAGGAUUAGUUUACCUGCACGAGAAUUCCAAAAUAAGGAUAAUUCACAGAGAUAUAAAAGCCAGCAACAUCCUAUUGGAUGCAAAGCUUCGUGCAAAAAUUGCAGAUUUUGGUUUGGCCAGAUCCUUUCAGGAAGACAAGAGCCACAUAAGUACAGCUAUUGCAGGAACUUUGGGGUAUAUGGCUCCGGAGUACCUAGCUCAUGGCCAGUUAACAGAAAAAGCAGACAUAUAUAGUUUUGGGGUGUUACUGCUAGAGAUAGUUACUGGUAGACAGAACAACAGGAGCAAAGCAUCAGAGUAUUCAGACAGCUUAGUUACAGUGACAUGGAAGCAUUUUCAGUCAGGGGCUGCAGAACAAUUAUUUGAUCCAAAUCUAGAGUUGCAGGAGGACAACGAUAUCAAUGUUAAGGAUGAGAUUUUAAGAGUGGUUCACAUAGGACUUCUAUGCACCCAAGAAGUCCCUUCAUUACGACCAACCAUGUCAAAGGCACUACAGAUGCUAACAAAGAAAGAGGAGCAUCUUGCAGCUCCAUCUAAUCCACCCUUCCUAGAUGAGAGUACCAUGGAACUCCAUGACACAAACGGUGACCCAUUUUACCCUCCGAAUGCAGCUGAUUCAAUUGCUACUAUGUCCUAUAGCUCUUUUCAUCCCAGAUGACCAUCAGAAUGCAAAGAAAAACACUCCACACAGCAAGUCUGCAGCACAGCUUGACUUAUGAUCGGCAAAUAAAUUGGUCUGGCUCAGACCUAUGACACUGAAGGUUGCUAACAACGCAUUUAGUCAAUUGCCAUUUAAAAUAUAUACUUCAGAUAAGGGGAGUUGUUAAGCAAAAUUUCCUAUACGUUUAUGGGAAGCAAACAAUGUACAGUGUAUAGUACCAUGGUUAACAUUGUCUUACAUUGAUGAUGAAAUUUUAGAUUAAUCUGACAUGUAACAGCUCAUAAUUACUCCGUUUGGAUACUACUACUAUUUAUUUACGAAAGACUAGUUUU